AUGUCUGCCUCAAAGGAUAUCGCGACGGCAGAUGCAUCUGCACCGCUGGCACUAGAUGCGGCACAGGUGCUGACGGCGUCCAAAGCUCUGCUGAGCCACAUCAAGGAAUCUGCCAAGGCUCAGAAGGAGAAGUCGGGCAAGAAGAACCUGCUGGACGAGAGCGAUGGAGAGGGAGAGCAGGGAAUGGCCGGCAGCACGGCGGAGACGCCGAUCUGGCUGACGCUCACAACCAAGCAGCACGUCAACGACUCACGGCGGCUGCAGCCCAGCAAGUUGGUUGUGCCGUACCCUCUGAACACCGAUGAGGAGUCGACGAUCUGCAUUAUCACGGCGGACCCGCAGCGGGCGUACAAGAACAUUGUCGCAUCGGACGAGUUCCCGGCCGAGUUGCGCAAGCGAAUUAGCCGCGUGAUUGACCUGUCGCACCUGCAGAAGAAGUUCAAGGCCUACGAGGCGCAGAGGAAGCUCUUUGCGGAGCACGACGUAUUUGUGGCCGACGAGCGCAUCGUCAACCGGCUGCCCAGCGUCCUAGGUAAGACGUUCUAUAAGAGCACGGCGAAGCGACCGAUCCCGGUAGUGCUGCAAAAGGCGCGGGCCAAAGGUGCCGACGGCAAGCGGGCCAAGGCACCCAAGAAGAAGGCGUCCGGCGGCAAGACGGCGGCGGGCACGGACGAGAGAGCCGUGGCAGUGGAGGAGGCGACGUCGACGGCACGCUCGGCCGCGCAGAUCGCCACGGAGAUCCAGCGGGCUAUCGGUUCCGUCCUCAUCAGCCUGUCGCCGUCGACCAACACGGCGGUGCGGGUGGGCAGCGCGGGCUGGCCGGCAGCUCACCUGGCAGCCAACGUGGAGGCAGUCGUGGAGGCGCUGGUGAGCAAGCACGUGCCCAAGGGAUGGAGCAACAUCAAGGCGCUCUUCAUCAAGGGACGGGUCGGAGGAGGCCAAGGCGAUCGAGGCCAAGAAGACAACCAAAGAAAGGCGGCCGCGGCCGCCAGCCGGGAGAAGGCCAACGUGGGCAAGAAGCGGAAGGCAGUGACCGACGACGACAAGGACGACGAAAAGAAGCACGAGGCCGGCACCUUUGGCGCUGGCGUCGCCGAGGAGCAGGACAAGGCCGAGGCUGAGGACGUCCAGACGAAGAAGAAGGGCAAGAAGGCCGUCAAGGGUGCUGCCGCCAAGGAGGACCGACCGGCCAAGAAGGCCAAGCUCCCUGAGAGCAACGACAGCGGCCUAGACAAGGUUAUUGCAGAGCACAAGGCAAAAUUGAAGAAGCAGAAGAGCGCGGCAAAGAAGGCGCUGGACAUCUGA
Molecule: messenger RNA, 1305 nt
Organism: Grosmannia clavigera kw1407
Lineage: Eukaryota; Fungi; Ascomycota; Sordariomycetes; Ophiostomatales; Ophiostomataceae
Product: ribosomal protein l1
Exons: 3
Coding region: 1-1305 (434 amino acids)
Source: RefSeq, a predicted model, not a curated record